AUGCGCGCGGCGCUGCUGGGGCUGUGCAACUGGAGCACGCUGGCCGUGUGCGCGGCGCUCAAGCUGCCGCAGGUCUCGGCGCUGCUGGCGGCGCGCAGCGCGCGGGGCCUCAGCCUGCCGAGCCUGCUGCUGGAGCUGGCGGGGUUCCUGGUGUUCCUCCGGUACCAGGUGUACUACGAGUACCCGCUGCUCACCUACCUGGAGUACCCCAUCCUCAUCGCACAAGACGUCAUCCUGCUGCUCUGCGUGUUCCGCUUCAGCGGGAACGUGUACCGGGCGGCGCCCUACCUGGCCCUGUUCGUGGCGUCCUGGUUCCUCCUCUCCCUGCGGAAGUGGAUCAUGGACCUGGCCAUGAACCUGUGCACCGUCCUCAGCGCCGCCAGCAAGGUGGCGCAGCUGCAGUGCCUGUGGGCGGCCCGGGACGCGGGGGCCGUGAGCGCGCUCACCUGGGGCCUGGCCGCCUACACCAGCGCCACAAGAAUCAUAACCACCUUACUGACCACCAAUGACCUUACAAUCCUCGUGCGCUUUGUGAUCAUGCUGGUGUUGAACCUGUGGGUGACGGCCACCGUGCUCCGAUACCGGAAGGCGGGUGUCAAGGCCGAAUGA
This is a messenger RNA of Pipistrellus nathusii (Nathusius's pipistrelle), 609 nucleotides long. NCBI's taxonomy places the organism in Eukaryota, Metazoa, Chordata, Mammalia, Chiroptera, Vespertilionidae. The record is from the annotation of a GenBank genome assembly.